Molecule: messenger RNA, 1863 nt
Organism: Zingiber officinale
Lineage: Eukaryota; Viridiplantae; Streptophyta; Magnoliopsida; Zingiberales; Zingiberaceae
Exons: 5
Coding region: 1-1863 (620 amino acids)
Biological process (GO): DNA integration
Molecular function (GO): RNA-DNA hybrid ribonuclease activity; nucleic acid binding
Source: RefSeq, a predicted model, not a curated record
AUGGUAGACUCCACUGUCGGUUGUGAGAGGAUCUGCAUGUUGGAUGCUUAUCAGGGGUAUCAUCAGAUCCCCUUAGCAGUGGGGGACCAAGAAAAGGUUAGCUUCAUUACGGCGACCGGUACCUUCUAUUAUACUGUCAUGCCCUUUGGUCUCAGAAAUGCAAGAGCCAUAUAUCAAAGGAUGAUGGAUAGGAUCUUCCGGGAGAAGAUCGGACGUAAUGUGGAGGUUUAUGUGGAUGAUAUACUCAUUAAGUCCCCUUUAGCAGUGAAUCUGAUCAUGGAUGUCGAGGAAAUAGCUAAAGGAGGAAAGUUCUUGGGUUAUCUAGUGACCGAGCGAGGAAUAGAAGCUAAUCUAGAAAAGGUUCGGGCACUACGAGAUAUGCAAAUUCCUCAGAAUCUAAAGGAAACACAAAAGUUGACUAACUCUGAGAAAACUUGGAAAAUCUACGUGGAUGGUUCAGCAACUCACAAAGGAAGUGGGGUCGGGAUUCUCUUGAUAUCUCCUCAAGGGGACAUAUUGCAGUUGGCUGUUCAGCUUAAUUUCAGAGCCACUAACAAUGAGGCAGAGUAUGAGGCUUUGUUGGCAGGGUUGCAGGCAGCUUGGCACAUAGGGGCUGCCCGAGUCAUCAUUUACUCGGAUUCUCAAUUAGUAACCCAACAAGUGGUUGGCAACUUUGAGGUAACUUGUAAUAAGUUACAAAUAUAUCGAGAAGCAUAUGAGAAGAUGAAGGACGAAUUUGUGGAAGUUACAGUGACUAAGAUCCCCAGGGCAGAGAACGAGAAAGAGGAUGAGCUAGCAAAGAUGGGCAGUUCCUUAACUACUUGGGUAUUGGACAGAUCAAUGGCACAAACCUUCCUUAUAGCUCAGAUAGAUUUGCAGAAUAAUAGGGAAGCAACCAUUGAUUGGCGGGCACCCCUGAUCAGUUAUCUUCUGCAGGGUACCUUAUCGGCUGACCCAGAGGAAUCACGGCUGGUCAGGAAACAAGCUCAUGCCUAUGUCAUGAUAGGGGAUCAACUAUACAAGAGUCAUGUGGGAGGUCGGACAUUAGCUCGUAGGGUGCUCCUGGCCGGAUAUUUCUGGCCUACUUUACAGAGGGAUGCUCAAAAAUUGGUGAACACCUGCCUGUCCUGCCAAAAACAUCAGAAUCUGAUGCACCGACCAACUGCGCUGCUAAGAACAUCUAUAGUCUCGUGUCCCUUUGAUCAGUGGAGCAUGGAUAUUGUAGGACCAUUUCCAAUAGCUCCAGGCCAGAAGCGUUUCUUAUUGGUAGCGGUGGAUUAUUUCUCCAAGUGGGUGGAAGCAGAGGCCCUGGUCAGGAUCACAGAAGGUGCUAUCAUCCAGUUUCUAUGGAAGAAUAUUCUUUGCAGGUUCGACAUACCGCACAAAUUGGUAUCAGAUAAUGGGAGGCAAUUUCAAGGGCAAAAAAUCCAGGCCUGGUGUAAGGGGUUCGGUCUGACACCAUUCCAUCUAAUUUAUGGCAACGAAGCGGUGGUACCUAUAGAGAUUGGAGUGUCGUCGGUUAGGAAGAUGUUAUACGAUGAAGGAAAUGCAGAGCGGCGAUUGGCUGAGCUGGAUCUCAUCAGUGAAAUUCAUGAGAGGACAGCAGCAAGACUGGAGGCCUACAGACAAAGAAUGAGGCAGAAUUAUAACAGAAGAGUAAUCCCACGGUUCUUCGGGGAAGGAGACCUGGUCUGGAAGCAAGUGAAACCCAUGAAAGAUGUGGUCAAGAUAGCACCACAGUGGGAUGGGCCUUACAAAGUCAUCAAGAAAUUGUUGUCAGAGGCUUAUUAUUUACAAGAUAAUCAGGGCACGAAGUUAGACUGGCCUUGGAGUGCUAACUACCUACGACCUUACCAAGUUUAG